ACACGAGAAACAGAAUAUGAAUCGUCAACUCAGGAGAUAAAAAGAUGCCAAAGUACGUGUAUCGUAUUUAUCUAGAACUGCGUCCAUUCAAAUUCUUGAUUGCAGAGUAAAGCGGGCAACCCAUGAUAUAAAUCACCGGCUUCCCUUCCCAACUCGAUAAUUGCACUCUGCGUGUUCGAUUAAAUUACCUACUGAAAAUGGAUGCAAUGAGCAGUAACAAAAAGAGUAAAUCAAACAGCAAAAGAAGCAUAAGCAAGUUACCAGAUGUGAUUCUUCAACGCAUACUCUCUUUCCUACCAACGAAAGAUGCUGUGAAAACAAGUGUUCUAUCCAGAAGAUGGGAAUAUCUUUGGACAUCCAUUCCUAAUCUCGAAUUUAGAGAAGACAGCGCUAGAGACAACGUUAUACCCUUUGCUGAUCGAGCGAUUUCUCUUCAUGUCUCUGAUAUAAAAAAAUUUACUCUUGAAUGUUAUAAGGAUGGUGAUGAGCCUUGCAUUAGAAGGUUGAUAACUGCUGUCGUAAGGCGUAAUGUUGAAGAGCUAGAAAUUAACACCGACGACGCCAGAGAUCGUCUUCUUCAAUUGCCUGAAUCCCUUUAUGUUUCUGCAUCGCUUACUAGAUUGGAUCUAACUAUAUGUUGCAUUCUCAAAUUUCCUCCUUCAACUUGUCUCUCAAGUCUCAAACAUUUACGUUUUAAAUUUAUCAAAUUUACUGACGAUGUCUCUACUCAACAAUUCUUUUCUGGCUGCCCGGUUCUUGAGACAAUCUGUUUUGACGAAAGCGUCUGGACCAAUCUGUGUAGUGUGGGUCUUCGUGCUCCUAAGCUAUGGAAAUUGGAAAUAAUAGAAGAUCAAAAUGAAAGGUGUGACCCUGAACCUGAACCAUCGGAUGGUUGCGAGGUCGUGAUUUUUGCACCUUCUCUGCGUUAUUUCGAUUAUGAUGGUGAAUUCUUAAAUGACUAUUGCAUAUAUGACUCGCCAACCUUAAAUGAGGCAAAGAUUCAUUUAAGAGAAGUGGGGAUUGAAUUGCCAAGUAUAGUUUGUAAAACUUAG
This is a messenger RNA of Tripterygium wilfordii, 1052 nucleotides long. Its product is annotated as putative F-box/LRR-repeat protein At4g15060. NCBI's taxonomy places the organism in Eukaryota, Viridiplantae, Streptophyta, Magnoliopsida, Celastrales, Celastraceae. Bases 198 to 1052 code for a protein of 284 amino acids. The transcript has a single exon. Gene Ontology annotation, molecular function: protein binding. The record is from RefSeq and is a predicted model, not a curated record.